Molecule: messenger RNA, 765 nt
Organism: Eimeria mitis
Lineage: Eukaryota; Apicomplexa; Conoidasida; Eucoccidiorida; Eimeriidae
Source: RefSeq, a predicted model, not a curated record
AUGUUGUUGCAGUGGCACCGACUUCUAUUUCAGGGGGCGAUUAUCAAUAGCGACUGCGUGGCUUCUGUUGCUGUGUUUCAGGUUGCUGCGGGGAGCAAAAGUGGUUGUUUCAGAGAAUGGAGUCCCGGGGUCAGCCUCGGUGGAGUGCUUUCGAAUUGCCAAGAAGGCAAACGCCAAUGUCUUGACAGUAUUUACGCCAGCUCCGGUGGACUGCGUCGAUCCGGAGAUUUGCUGUUUCACGGAUUUUCUUCUUUGCAACAACAUCGAAGCAAAAGCGCUUGCGUCGAUCCGGAGAUUUGCUGUUUCACGGAUUUUCUUCUUUGCAACAACAUCGAAGCAAAAGCGCUUAUGAAGAUGUGGGACAGCGAAGCGGCUGCCACUGAAACCAACGACGGAGGACAGAUUUCACGUCGUCUCCAUGAUGUGAUGAUUCGUACGGCUUCUCGGUUUCCGGGGGGCGCGCGAGGCCUUGCCAACGUUGUCAUCACUCGAGGAGCCCACCCCUGUGUAAUAUUUGCAAAUGGAAAGACGACGGAAGUGCCACUGGCGAAACAGGUUCCGAGUGAACUCGUUGUCGACACGACGGGGGCGGGUGACUCUUUUGCAGGAUCGUUUGCUUAUUUCCUUCUUCAAGCACCCAACUCACCUGAAGCAGCAGUAGCCAAGGCGACGUUCGUUGCAGCGCAAUCCGUCACCAAGAAAGCCGCUGCGGAAAGCUACGCGGGAAGGCACGAGCUUCCUGAUCAUUUAUUCCAGCGCUCAUGA